AUGUCGCUGUCGCCGGAGCGGAGUGACAGCACCGACAACGACGACGGGAAGAAUGGCGGCGCCGCCAACUUGCCUGAUGACCAGGUGUUCGAGUUGCUCACCCGCGUGCCGCUCGACGACCUCGCCGCGUGCCGCGUGGCGUCCCCGCGCUGGCGUAGCAUCACCUACGAGCCGGCGUUCGCGCCGCUGCACUGCCGCCGCGCCACCGCCGUCUCGGGAUACUUCGUCCAGAGCAUGCAGCGCAACCGCUACCGCGCCGACUUCGUCUCCAUGCACACCUCGCCGCCCAAGGCGGCGGUCUCGCUGGACUUCCUGCCGUCCGCGCACGUCCGCCUCGAGGCCGUGGCGGCGCACCGCGGCCUGGCGUGCUGCGUCGAGGCCGACACGCGGCGGCGGCCCUGCUACUACGUCUGCAAGCCAGCGACGCGGCAGUGGCGGGCGCUGCCCAACCCGCGGGCCCGGUUCCCCACGGCCGCCACGGCCAUGGUGGCGCGUCCCUCCGCCGCCGCCGCCGAGUUCAAGAUCGUGCGCCUCUCCAUCCCGGCGCUGCACGACCGGCUCCGGUGCGAGGUGUUCGACUCGCGGCGGUUCGCGUGGCGGCGCGCCGCGGACGUGCCGCUGUGCCCGGAGUCGCUCUACCCCUCCGCCCCCGCCGUGCGCGCCCACGGCGGCAUGCACUGGCUCCGGUGGCCCGACCGGACGGGGGCCCAGGACGUGUUCGCGUUCGACCUCAGGAGCGAGGUGUGGCGGCUGAUCCGGCUGCCGCGGGAGGUGGAGGAGAGGGACGACCCAUGGGCGCGCAAGCAUAUAUCGGCCGUGGAGGGGAGGCUGUGCCUGAUGGUGACCACGAUGGGCGUGGGCGAGGUGGAUACGCUGGAGGUGUGGGAGAUGGCCGGCUACGCGGAGGGGAGGUGGGAGAAGAAGAUGACGGUGAGCUUGAAGAGCCUCCACGCGCAGGAAGGGGACGGCGUCAUACUCCAGCACCUCCACUCCGCUGAUGUCGGCUUCUUCAAGACCUUCUACAGAGUCAUGUGGUACGAUUUCUUGAGAGGAAAGAAGGCAGCGGAGGUCAAAGUGGAUCACGUCUGCGUGCAAGAGAUCUUCAAGUUCGAAUCAGAUCUGAUCCCCUGCGAGUUAGGCGGCAAAGCACGCGCACCUUCCGAGGAGGUUCAGAAAGGAGACUACAUGUUCUGA
Molecule: messenger RNA, 1194 nt
Organism: Setaria italica (foxtail millet)
Lineage: Eukaryota; Viridiplantae; Streptophyta; Magnoliopsida; Poales; Poaceae
Product: F-box protein At5g49610
Exons: 2
Coding region: 1-1194 (397 amino acids)
Molecular function (GO): protein binding
Source: RefSeq, a predicted model, not a curated record